Anopheles funestus (African malaria mosquito) is the source of this 1819-nucleotide messenger RNA. Its product is annotated as cytochrome P450 4g15-like. Lineage: Eukaryota; Metazoa; Arthropoda; Insecta; Diptera; Culicidae. Bases 193 to 1722 code for a protein of 509 amino acids. The transcript has 4 exons. Gene Ontology annotation, molecular function: iron ion binding; heme binding; monooxygenase activity. The record is from RefSeq and is a predicted model, not a curated record.
ACAGUAUGCUCCCUAAAGGGAUAACUAAAGCGAACCUGAAAUGUAAUGAGUGGCUGGCUUCCGGGAACAUUAUGAAUCGUAAAAAUGCAUCAUCGUAUAAAAGCCGUGACAAAUUCGGUGCCACUGUUUAGUGCGACAUUGAGUGUGCUCUUGACUUGAUUGAAUUCCCAUUUUCCGUUCCGAUCGUUGAGGAUGUUCGCGUCGGUGGCUGUUGUGAUAACGCUAGCUUUAUUGGUUUUAUAUUGGAUCGUUUGGCGGUUGAAAAGCUGGAAACACUACAAACUAUUAACGGAUUUAAGUGGUCCGCGUGACUAUCCCCUACUCGGUAGUGCGCAUCUGUUCUUUGGAAAGAGCACUGAGGAACAGUUUCGGUGUAUACUGGAUAUUAGUAAAACUUAUCAAUCACCAUGUCGGAUCUGGCUCGGUCCGAAGCUGUUUGUCUUCAUCGACAAUGCGGACGAUUUGCAAACCGUGCUAAACUCACCGCAUUGUCUCGAGAAGGCAGACGUGUAUCGGUUUUUCCAGUGUGAAACGGGACUGUUUUCUGCACCGGCUAACAUUUGGCGGGUACACCGUAAGCAUCUUAGUCCUUGCUUUAAUGCAAAAAUAUUGGCCAGUUUUGUGUCAAUCUUCAAUGCUAAAAGUGCCAUCUUAGUGGAUCAGCUAGUGUUGCAUGUGAACGAAGAGAAACUUUUCAACGUGUACGAGUACAUUGCCAAGUGCACAUUGGAUAUGGUUUGUGCUACAACGCUAGGUACCAACAUGAAUCUCCAGAAUGAGAAAGGGGAUGAGUACAUUGGGGCUAUUGAAAGAGCAUCAGAAUUGUUAAACCAUCGACUGUACAAGGUGUGGCUUCAUCCGGAGUGGAUCUACCGUCUAACGUCGUACUACAAAAUUCAACAAGAAUGCUAUGCAACGGCCUACAAAAUGUCGCGCGCAGUGCUUGCCUUGAAAAGUGACGAACUGGCAGAAAUUAAAAACCGUGCCGGGAUGAAAAAUUCUAAACCAAAAACGGAAAAACAAACGGAAGUCGAAUAUCGAAAGCCACAAAUUUAUAUCGAUCAGCUAUUUAGACUUGCAAAAGAAACGGGCGUUUUUGAUGAGCGUGCGAUCAGAGAUGAAAUCGAUACGAUCAUACUGGGAGGGAACGAAACGUCAGCACUAACACUGUCACACGUUGUCCUGAUGCUGGCCAUACAUCAGGAUGUGCAGCAACGGGUGUAUGAAGAGAUUGUGUCAACGCUUGGUGACUCCGUCGGCGAGGUGGAAAAUGAUCAUCUUUCCCGGCUAACGUACAUGGAAAUGGUACUGAAGGAAACUAUGCGCCUUUUCCCCGUCGGUCCAAUCAUCGCCCGCCAAUGCACGGAAGAUACGAAGAUUUCUAAGACAACUAUCCCGAGUGGUGUGACGGUAGUACUGGGGAUCUUCAACGUUCAGCGCAGUGAAGCACACUGGGGUGCGGCGGCAAAUACGUUCGAUCCGGACAAUUUCCUACCAGAGCGCAACGCACACCGACAUCCGUACUGUUUUCUUCCGUUCAGUGCAGGGCCGCGCAACUGCAUUGGCUACAAGUACGGGUUAAUGUCGAUGAAGGUAAUGCUGUGCCAUUUGCUUACGGCGUACAGGUUUACGACGGACCUCACGAUGGCACAGUUAGUGCUAAAGCUAGACAUUACGCUCAAGAUUGCCAACAAACACUUGGUUCGCAUCGUACGACGGUAGUGCAUGUAAUAGUAGAAAAACGCUUGCUGCAUCAGAUAUCGACUAAUAAGGUUUAAUUGUGGCGUAAUAAAUGGUUUUAUGCAUUUAAAAUAUUUAA